GCGUCUCUUUGCCAAGCAACUGUAGUUUUUUUUCCAUAAUGAAGAUCGUGACUUGGAACAUAAAUGGCAUACGGACCUUCAGAGGCGGUAUUAAAAAGGCUCUUGAUUCUCUGGACGCGGAUAUUAUCUGUGUGCAAGAGACAAAAGUGACAAGAGACUUGCUUGAUGAAAGAACUGCCAUUGUUGACGGCUACAACUCCUAUUUCAGCUUCAGUCGAGGACGCAGCGGUUAUUCAGGGGUUGCCACUUACUGUAAAGAUAGCGUCACUCCAUUUGCUGCGGAGGAGGGUCUCACAGGUCUGCUGACCAACCAUGAAGGGGCUGUUGGAUGUUAUGCGGACCGAACACAGUUCUGUAGUGAGGAGCUCCAGCUUUUGGAUAAUGAAGGACGAGCUGUUAUUACACAGCACAAAACCAUGUGCCAAGACAAAGAGCAAACAGUUACUGUAAUCAAUGUCUACUGUCCACGCGCUGACCCUGAAAAGCCAGAGCGGAAGCAGUUCAAACUUCAGUUCUAUGAGUUGCUUCAGUGUCGAGCUGAAGCCAUACUGAAGGAUGGGAGCCAUGUGAUCAUUUUAGGAGACGUAAACACAUCUCACCGGCAAAUUGAUCACUGUGAUCCCAGUGAUAUUGAGGACUUUGGCGAGAACCCUGGGAGGAAAUGGCUGAAUGGCUUUCUGCACGAUGACGGACAACGGGAGGAAAGGCAAGAUGACAAAACUGAUGAAGAACCUGAGGCAACGUCAACAGAACCCGUCCACUCUGGGAAGUUUGUGGACACCUUCAGAUAUUUCCACCCAACUCGCACCAACGCCUUCACGUGCUGGUCCACUCUCACUGGAGCAAGACAGACCAACUAUGGCACGCGCAUUGACUACAUAUUUGCAGAUUGCCAGCUGGCUGCCGAGCAGUUUGUGGCAGCGGACAUCAUGCCGGAGGUGGAGGGGUCCGACCACUGCCCUGUGUGGGGGAAACUGAGCUGCUCUCUUGUACCCAGCUCCAAGCCUCCACCCCUCUGCACUCGCUACCUGCCGGAAUUUGCUGGCAAGCAGCAGAAACUCUCCCGCUUUCUUGUAAAGGUUGACCAAAAAUCGAUUCAACCUGAGCCGAGGGAAGCAUUACCUGGAUCUCAAGAGGAGGAGGAGAGGAGGGAGAAUUUAAAGCCAAUCGACGCUGGUAAGAAACGGUUAUUGACAUCAGACGCUGCAGUUCCAAAAGGUAAAAAGGCUAAGACCGUCAAGGCAUCUUCAAAGCCACAGGGCAGCCUCCUCUCCUUUUUCAAACCCAAACUCACAAAUGUCUCCUCAACUGAAGCCUCUCGUGAAAAAUCACUCAGCCCGGAUGAAGUUGCCUCAUCGCCUAACUCCCAAAAAGUAUCCUCGACUAGUGAGGCAGUUUCCUCCGCCACAAGCACAGUACCUGAAGAUGUGCCUGAUGCUUCACAGCAGCAGUGCACUAAAGAGGAAAAUGACAAACGGAUGAAGAGGAAACAGUUAACCCCCGAGCCCUCUGUGGGUAAAACCGACUCCAAGAAAGGUGCAUCUUUAGUGUUCUGGAAGUCGGUUCUUCAUGGACCGCCCCCACCACCUGCCUGCAAAGUGCACGGGGAACCCUGCGUGCUCCGUACUGUGAAAAAAGAGGGGCCAAACAUGGGCAAACAGUUCUUCGUGUGCUGUCGUCCUCAGGGUCAUGCCUCCAACCCAGAGGCUCGUUGUAAUUUCUUUAUGUGGGUUGAGAAGGGGAAGUGACAUUUUUACUGUACGGACCAUGAUUCGAUUUUUUUUCUGACUCACCAGUUCAACCUCGAGCAUGUAUUUUAAGACUACUACAUGGAUGUCUCAUUAUUUCAUAAAUUUGUUUUGUUAACUAUGUUUCCUAGUUUUACAAUAAAAUACUGUAUAGUUUUCUAGUA
This is a messenger RNA of Labrus mixtus (cuckoo wrasse), 1912 nucleotides long. RefSeq names its product APEX nuclease (apurinic/apyrimidinic endonuclease) 2 (gene apex2). Lineage: Eukaryota; Metazoa; Chordata; Actinopteri; Labriformes; Labridae. The coding region runs from base 39 to 1748 and encodes 569 amino acids. The transcript has 6 exons. Gene Ontology annotation, molecular function: double-stranded DNA 3'-5' DNA exonuclease activity; DNA-(apurinic or apyrimidinic site) endonuclease activity; phosphoric diester hydrolase activity. The record is from RefSeq and is a predicted model, not a curated record. Gene Ontology annotation, biological process: base-excision repair. Gene Ontology annotation, cellular component: nucleus.